Trichobilharzia szidati is the source of this 930-nucleotide messenger RNA. NCBI's taxonomy places the organism in Eukaryota, Metazoa, Platyhelminthes, Trematoda, Strigeidida, Schistosomatidae. The record is from the annotation of a GenBank genome assembly.
AUGCCAAGAUGCUGUAGUAUAUUCAGUUCAAAGAAUGGAUUUUUGAUGAUAUUAGCUACAUUACUCAUUCCAUUGUAUAUUUCUUUAGAAUUGUGCUUCUUCAUAUCUGAUCAGUAUGUCUUUUACAGAUGUACAGUAGAUGAAGGUUUACUAUAUGAAUACAAGGAUGGAAAGUUUGCGCUGAAUGAAGUCAAUAAAACAGAUGAAACACUACUAAAGCAAGGACAACGUAGAGCAGCUUGGAUUGGCGCCUGCAAUCAUUCAGUUAGACUGAUGUUGGGUCUGUUAACAACGAUGGUAAUGGGCUAUAUUUCUGAUCGUUUUGGCCGUCGUAUUGCUCUGGGAACGAUGAUAGUUGGAGAAGCAUUACAAAUAAUUGCUUUAAGUAUAGUUGUUUCAUUACAAGCAAGUGCAUGGUUUACAAUUAUUCCCGGUUUAUUUGAUGGAGUAAUAGGUGGAGGACUUUUGUCAAUACAAGCACAAGUUUCGGCGUCUCUUGUAGAUGUUGUUAAUAGAGAAAAACAAAUUAUUGGUGAAAGAAAGGAAUCAGUGAAUAAUAAAGACAAGCACGAGAAGGAAUUAUGGGGCUUAUUUACAUGGUUCGAUGGAAUUUCACUAAUAAGCUUAUCCCUAUCAAACCCGAUUGGAGGUGCUCUCCUUUAUCGAGAUGGAUUCCGAUCGCCCAUUAUUGUCUGCAAUUGUCUUGUUUCCAUUAGUUUGAUACUUAUUUUUUUUCUUCCUGAAUCUAACAUCAGAAUAAGUCAAAAACGUUCGAGUCAGAGUAUGAUGACCAGUGACAUUAACUGCAAAUCCAACUGUGAGCACGUUGAAGUUAUUUUGCCAAACAGCAAAAAAAUGGUAUAUUGGAAAAUGAAGUAUGCAAGUAUUCGAGCCAACUUCAAAGCAAGUUAUUCAAAUUAUUUUAAUUAA